CGACGGGAGGGGGAGAUGGAGUCGCCUAUGGAUGUGAUCCCGUAUCCCAUCCCAUGGCAUAACCGGGAGACAUUGAGCAGUGCUCGCAGUGUUAGACUGCCGUACAGUGCAGUCAGACUCACAGUCAGUCAGCGCAUAGUCGAUGCCUCGCUCUCUCUGCACCUACUGUUGCAUUCAUACCGCCAACCAUUGAUUCAUUCUGUGACUCAGUUCACUUGCAUCACCGUUGCACCCAUCACUCAAUCACCACUUCAAACGGAUCCAAUUCAUCCAUAUUCAGUGAUUGUCGGUGACGGCCGGAGUCACGGCACCACCGCUGCCGCCCAGACAUUGCCUAGAACAGCCAUGACUUCGACCACAGAGACGGCCACCGCUGGCGCGGACCAGUCGGCCAACAACCAGACCGGCACUCAAGAGCCGGUGUCUCCCGUCUCGGAGACGGCCGAACAGCAGACGGAGACGUCGACCGCCGAGACGGCCAGUCCUAAGAAGGCCGCCCUCCCGAAGCCCACUGUCCAUAAAGUGGACUACGAGAAGGAGUUGGUCUACUUGUAUCAGUUCGCCCGCUGCCCGACCAUCCCCUCGUCCUCCAUGUUCUGUCUGAAAGUGGAGAACUGGUUGCGGAUGUCAGGCGUGGCCUUCGAGAACAUAGAGCCCCGACCGGUGCACAAGUCCAAGAAGGGACAGUUGCCUUUCGUCGAACUCAACGGCAAGGAGAUCGCCGACUCCGACAUCAUUAUCCGCGAUCUGACCAAACACUUCGACAAAGACCUGGACGAAGGCCUCACGACCGACCAGAAGACGGUGAGCCACGCGUUCCAGUCUAUGCUGAAUAACCACACGUCUUGGGUCGUGCGCUGGUGGCGAUACAACAACCCCAACGCCUUCGUCGAGGCCUCCCAGUUGGACAUCAAGCGCACCCUUAACUCGAAAAUGCCGGCCCGUCUCGUGAACAUGCUCUUCAAGAUCGGAUUCAGAGCCAACAGAAACACUGUCAUCGCUCACGGCUUAGGCCACCACUCGGAACAGGAGAUCUACGACUUCGGAAAGGCUGACAUCAAAGCGCUCAGCGACUUCCUCGGCGACAAAGACUACUUCUUUGGCAAAGAGCCUCAUUUGUUGGAUUGCGUGGCUUUCGCUCAUUUGACUCAAUUCCUAUACAUCCCAUUCGGCGGUUUCAAAGAGUGGUUGGAAACCGAGACCCCGAACCUAAUCGCUCUCUUGGACCGCAUUAAAUCCAAGUAUUGGUCGGAUUGGGAUCAGAUCUGCACCACAUUGGAAAUGAACACACAUUUGCCCAAAAAGGAGUUGACGGCCGAAGAGGAGGAGAAAAUCAAAAAAGAGGAGCAAAAGAAAGAGGACGAGAAGAAGAAGAAGGAGGAGAAAAAGAAACAACAGGAGGAGAAGAAGAAGGAAAGAGAAGAGAAGAAGAAGAAAGACAAAGAGGAAAAGGAGCGCAAGAAGAAGGAGAAGGAGGAGAAAGAAAAGGCUGAGAAGGAGAAGCGCGAGAAAGAGAAGGCCGAGAAGGAGGAGAAGGAAAAGGCUGAGAAGGAGGCGAAGGAAAAGGAGGCUAAAGAGAAAGCCGAGGCCGAGAAGAGCGGAGAGGCGGCGAAGAGUGAAGAGAAGCCGACGGAAUCGACGCCAGAAACCAAAGAGAGUGCUCCCGAAGAGGCGGCGAAGGGGACGGCCGACGAGUCGGGCGACAAAAAAGAAUGAAUUCGUUGGUAGUCUAACAAUAAUUAAUUCAUUUACUCUCUCAUACUCUCAACAGCCCAUCAAAUGACCAAAAAUUUUAAUCAAUUUUUACUUUGUUUUUGAGCCAAUUUUCUUAAUUUUUUUCAUUUUUAUUCAUUUGGGACUAAAUU
Messenger RNA from Oppiella nova, 1865 nucleotides. Lineage: Eukaryota; Metazoa; Arthropoda; Arachnida; Sarcoptiformes; Oppiidae. The record is from the annotation of a GenBank genome assembly.